Molecule: messenger RNA, 4794 nt
Organism: Didymosphaeria variabile
Lineage: Eukaryota; Fungi; Ascomycota; Dothideomycetes; Pleosporales; Didymosphaeriaceae
Gene: MON2
Product: Endocytosis and vacuole integrity protein
Exons: 5
Coding region: 1-4794 (1597 amino acids)
Source: RefSeq, a predicted model, not a curated record
AUGACAGCACAGAUUUUGGCGGCUGAGCUAGGAAACCUCAUUCAAGACUCCAAGCGCAAGAACACCGACCUAAAGAACGCGGCCGAGAAGGCACUCCAGGAUCUAAAAUCGCUCUCAGUAACAUCAGAGGCACAACUUUCCGCUGGCAACGAUGCUCUGGCUACUGUACUACAAAUAUGCUCUGCACUUCAGAAUGCCAAGAAUUUCGCUGUCAGCAACACAGCCGCGGCUACGCUGCAACAGCUAGUCAUUGCUGUAUUCGACAGGGUUGGUACAGAAGAUGAUAAGUCACUUGAGAUACCCACGGUUAACGAUGUGCCUGCAGACGAUGGUUCUGUGUCCAUCAGGCCAGCUGCGCACGACGCGCUCAAGGUCUUUAACGACCUGAAUCUUCUUCUUACAGGAGAAAAGACGACCUUCAUACGUUUUUCCCCUUUACCGUCCACAACUACUCUCGAGGUUAUAGAAGCGAUCUUGUCCAAUCAUGCCAAGAUCAUGACAACACAUGCGGAGCAAACCCAUAUUCUUCGCUCUUUGCUUAUGCCGACGAUCAUCCGCUCCCUAUCUGAUCGAUUGUCUUUCCCUAUCACACUACGAAUCAUCCGGAUUUUGAACUUGCUCAUCCGCAAUCACCUUACCAUCAUGCCUUCAGAAUGCGAGAUUGCGCUUGGGCUGUUGAAUCAUAUGCUUGACCCAGAGGCGUCAAGCUCAUGGAAACGAGCACUGUGCCUCGAAGUAUUCCGUGGAAUUUAUUCGGAUUCUCGCCUCCUUCUGCAAAUAUAUUCGCAUUUUGAUGAACAAGAGGGAAAGAAGAACAUAUUUGGGGAUAACCUAGCUUCCUUUGUUCGCCUGGCAACUGAAAAGCCUGCCGUCAUUGGGCUCGGCCAACAGUCAUCGCUGCCAUCGAAUCGCAGCGAUGGCAAAGACAGUGCCUCUGAUCAAGCAGUUGCAGAAGCUGGAGCUCUCGCUGGUGUAAUUGGUGCUCCUACGAAUGAGAACAACGCAGGUAACCAUGCUGCCGGGAUCAGCACACAAUGGAGUAAUCUCAAGACGCCAUGCAUCGAACAUCUUGAUAAGACGGAGCCGCCGCCUAUGCCGGAAACCUAUAUAUACAGCUUGGUCUUGACAUGCAUCACGAAUGUUUCUGAGAGCUUGGCUAAGUUCGUCCUGCCACUUACCGUGCACCAUGAAACAAAAAGUAAGAGGAAGAACAAAUCAGAAGAGAAUGCGUCGCCUGGGGGAGAUCCAACGUCGCCCCCUCCUUCGCGUAAAAUGUCACGAACUCAAUCCUUUCGAAAGAAGACGAUACCGGUCAACCCAUUAAGUCUCGAAGAGCACCCAGCUUAUGCAUAUAUACAGACGUCAGCAACGUUAGUCACGGAGUGCUGGCCUGCGAUACUCGCAACCUGCUCGACAUUCCUUAACGCAGCCCUGGACGCUGACUACUACCGAGCUUUAGUACGCGCGAUACAGAAGGUUACACAUGUUGCUGGUUUGCUCGUGCUCCCAACACCUCGCGACGCAUUCCUUACCACGCUUGCAAAAGCAGCAGUUCCAUCUAGUAUGGUGAUGGCUAAUGUUGCGUCGCCAAAGUCAGCGCCUGCUGAACAGACAGGCUCAAAGGGAUUGUUGAACGUCGACAGUCUAGUCAGCCAGGCAGCAUCAGCACUAGACAAGAACCGACGCCCUUCGCACGAAACGACUCAAUUGCCAAUACUGGGGGCUCGAAACCUCCUGUGCCUUCGAGCAUUACUCAAUCUUGCUAUUGCCCUUGGACCUACACUCCAUUCCGCUUGGUCAAUAGUGUUUGAGACGCUACAGGUCGCAGAUCUCGUGAUGGCGUUAUCGAAUCAGGGUGGACUGCGGACACCUGUCGGUGUGGCUCGCACUGAAUCAGACCUCUCUGAAAAGAUAGAAACCGAGACCUCAGCUGUACAAGCGGCAGCUCGUAGGCUCUUUGAGAGCACCAUAGACUUUCCCAACGAUUCUUUUGCAGAGGUUCUCCAAGCCUUAUGCGGGCUGAUUCAAAACGGCAGCGACAGCACUCCGAGAGGGGGGCAGACGCCGUCCAACGCAGGCCGCCCGAAGGUCCUUCACCAGCGACGACUAGGAAGCGUUUCUGGUAUGUCACUGACCACCGAUGGUAGUUGGAGAGACUCGGCUUUCGCGCUGAAUAAAAUCGGGGAGCUUGCUGGGCUGAACGAGGAAAGACUUGCUAUCUACCCGCCCAACGAUAGCGGAUGGGAUAUUCUCGUCACCGAGCUCGUUCGUUAUUCUGCCAAUGACUGCAAUGCAACCUCAACUCGACUCCUCGCUGCGGAUAUCUUGUGUCGCACAGUCAAGGAAAUCGCGCAAUCAUCUAUCCCUGAUGAGGACCGCGAAGAGGUCCAAGCCAGGAUUCUUUCAGCUUUGGAAACACAAAUAUCGUCAUUGCAUCAACAUGACACUCACGACAGCUCGUAUGCCGAUACCGACAUUCGGAUACAUCAAAUAGCACUCGCCGCGCUCAAAAGCGUCAUUGAACAGUGCGGCGAAUCAUUAAUUGCUGGAUGGGUAUCAGUGUUUGACAGUCUAUUGAGUGUGUUCUCGGAUACCUCACGCUCUGAGAAAGAUGAUACAGCUUCCGUAAAGUCUGAAUCAUUGUCAGACAUUGUCGAGGUCAUAUCGAAAACACUAGCACGGACAGCAUUUGGUACGGUCCAGCUCGUCUGCUCUGACUUUCUUGCUGCUGUUCCGGACACUUCACUUUCGACGCUACUUGAGCUCUUACUCAAGUUUUCUUGUCAGCAGGAAGACUUGAACAUGUCACUUACUGCUGUUACCUUCUUCUGGAAUGUGUCAGAUUUCUUACAUGCUAGAAGCGAUUUAUCGCAACUGCCAACUAUAGCAAGCGCCUCCAUGGAUGGAGGAAACAUUCAACAAGCCAUCAAGACGAGGUCAGAGGAAGGAGUAGCGCCUGCACUCUGGCUUCAAGUCCUCAUAGAUUUGUCCACGAUUACAACAGACCGGCGUGCAGAGCUCCGCAACUCCGCGAUUCAGACCAUUCAGCGCAUAUUCGAGAACUAUGUCGAUCAGCUAUCUUCUGAUGCAUGGAUGUUAUGCCUUCGUAGCGUACUUUUCGGGAUGGUCAGCGCCAACCUCUUCAUGCAGAAGCGAAUACGGACAGGAGAUCCAGAGACGAACACCGACGUUACGGCGUGGAACGAGACGACAAAGACAGUGCUCCAGUCCAUAAGCAAGUCCAUGUCGAUGUACAUGGACAAAGUAGAGGACGCGAGUAUGUUGGGACAAGCCUGGGCCGACCUUUUGGACCAUCUUCAGAAAUUUUUCGAUUGCGGCUCGCAUGCUCUUGGCGCAUCGGUCUUCAAUACCAUCACCGAAGUGCUUUCGAGAGGGGACAAUGCUCAAGCAAUAGGUACUGCACCUCUGCUGAAGACAGCUACUGUCUGGACAGUAUAUUUCGAAAGAAGUGAGCUUUGGCAGAAGGCUCCAGAAGACAACCAAGAAGCCUUCAUCGCUUACGCAGAGGCCUUCAAGGCUAUAUAUCGAUUGACUGACAAAUCCUUGAAUCCCAUCGACAUGGUUCAAAUGCUACGCAACCUCGAGGCUUGUGUAGUUCAAUCGGAUGAAGUACCUUACUCGUCAGAUAUUGAUAACAUGACGACACUUCAGAGCCAGGUCAUUGAGUGCUUCACAUUGGUCCGUACUGAAACUGAGGGCCUUCCUCAAUUCCUAUUACAAACCCUCAGCAGCUUUGUGACCCUCCCUUACUCGAGAAACAAAGAACAACGUGGACCUACAUUCGUGGCACUCGCUAAAGCAUCGAUGGCAGUACUACAGAGCAUCGUCAUCAAGCACGUCUCAGACAACGUUAUUUACACCGACGGUGCACUCCUCUCUGUUCUCAGCAGUCUGGAGAAACCAAUCCGAGAGAAGUAUCUGUGGAAGCGAGAAGGCAAGCAUCCGACUUUGUGGCAGAAGGCGACUUCGACCGCUGUCGCCAUUCUCGAAGCCACCCUCUCGCACAUCAACAACCUGGAGGGCGAGCCUCUCAAGUCCCUCUGGACCCAAAUCCUCGCCAUCAUCAACGGUGUUACCCGCGCUCGACUCUCUACCUACCCGGCUACGCUCCAACAGGACGAAUCCUUCGACAUAGACGCAUUCGUCAAACUCAAAUCUCUUAUCACAUUGAGCUUGGGUUCCCCCUCCCUCCCAGAUGCCAUCCGCCGUACCCACACCCGCAACCUCUUCGAAACCUCCCUCCUCCACGCACCCUUCGCCGGCGAAAUUCCCGACCUCGCCUCCGCCCCGCUCGAAGACCUCUACAAAGUGCGUCUCGGCCGCACCGAUGACCCCACCCCAACAUUCCGCCCAAAACUGUCCUACACUACCCUCAACGCACUCUUCACCCUCGUAAAGUAUAAUGGUGACAAGGAUGAGCGCCCCUCACGCAUCAAGCUCGCGCAAGCCGCAGCGCCCUACCUCAUUCUCCGCAGCGCCCUCCCACUCCGCGCGUACAUCGCGGACCACCCUCUGCGAGGCCGCAUGCCGCAACCCGAAAGCCAGCGGCAGGAGCUCCUCUUCGUGCUGCGGGAGCUAGGCAGAUUGGAGAGCGAGCCGGCAAGCAUUCCGGAUGCAGAGGGCGUGAAGAGUAGGUUUGGAAAACAUCUGCAUAGGCUGUUUCCGCUGUUUGUGCGGGCGCUGGGGGUGAGCAGGGGAGAUGGUGAGGUUUUUGGGGAGCUGAGCAAGUUGGUGGAGAGGGUUGGGAGCGAGUUUGGGGUGUUGGAUGAGUGA